UUAAUUUCUAACCGCAGUCACUUCUUUACCAAUUAAAAAUAACAUAACAAGAUCCACAGAGAGUCCGAUCUGCUACUGUCUUUCCGAAGCCACCCCUUUUCACAGAGUCCAUCUAGAGAGAGAGAGAGAGAGAGAGAGAGAGGUGAACCCAGCUCCAGUUUUCGGGUUGGUUGCUCAGAAAGCUGAAAUGGGUAUUUCUGAGUUUGUGCGUUCUAUUGAUUGGGAGCAUGAAUCAUACCCAGAAUAUCGAGAUUUCGCAGUCCUUCCCUUCUUUGCUCUGUUCUUCCCAACUGUUCGUUUGCUUCUCGACAGAUUUGUAUUUGAGAAAGUGGGUAGACGAUUGAUAUUUGGGAAAGGACAGCAGACGAUUGCUGUUGAGACAGAUGACAGAAGAAAGAAGAUACGUAAGUUUAAAGAGUCGGCAUGGAAAUGUGUUUAUUAUCUUUCAGCGGAGCUUCUGGUGCUGUCUGUUACUUAUGAUGAGCCUUGGUUCACUAACACAAGUUAUUAUUGGGUGGGGCCUGGAAACCAGGCCUGGCCUGACCUGAAAACUAAGUUGAAGUUGAAAGCAGUAUACAUGUACGUCGCUGGAUUCUACACAUAUGCCAUAUUUGCUUUAAUUUUCUGGGAAACAAGGCGCUCUGACUUCGGGGUGUCGAUGAGCCAUCAUGUUGCAACUGUCAUUCUAAUUCUUCUCUCUUACAUAUUAAGGUUUGCUCGUGCUGGCUCUGUUAUAUUAGCUCUUCAUGAUGCUAGUGAUGUAUUUCUAGAAGUAGGGAAGAUGUCUAAAUACAGUGGCGCAGAAAGUCUCGCUAGCUUUGCGUUUAUUCUUUUUGUUUUGUCUUGGAUCGUACUUCGCCUCACUUACUUUCCAUUCUGGGUGCUCUGGAGUACCAGUUAUGAAGUUCUCCUGACCGUAGACAAGGAAAAGCACAAGGUGGAUGGACCAAUUUACUAUUACGUGUUCAAUUCUCUCCUUUAUUGCCUGCUUGUUCUUCACAUUUAUUGGUGGGUGUUGAUGUAUCGGAUGCUUGUCAAACAAAUACAAGCAAGAGGCCAACUUAGCGAAGAUGUUCGAUCUGAUUCCGAAGGUGAAGACGAACAUGAAGAUUGAUCAUUAUAAGGAUUUUCCAUCAUUGGUUAAUAUGUGUGAAGGUAGAGUGCGGUUAAAACCCUUUCACAGUUGUAUACGGUUGCUCAGCGUGUAGAUCAUUUCUGUAUAUUCUUUUGGGACAUGACGGAAAAGCAAGUCAAGGAGGGUGGCAAGGGGGCUGAGGUUUUUUAUUUGUGAUUCCGAAACUAUGCUGAUCUUCUGCACUUGCUGUCUUAGAGAGGAGAUUGUUACAAGGAAAUUGUAAGUAAAUUUAUCUGGGCGUAAUGUUGCUACAAGGAAAUUAUUCAGUCAAAAUGAAAUUGCGAUGCUUAUCCUGUAAGGCUGUAACAGUUGAGCUUGUUGUUCGUAGUGAAGUUGGUGAGCAGUAUUUGCUCUCUAUUUUU
Molecule: messenger RNA, 1497 nt
Organism: Rhododendron vialii
Lineage: Eukaryota; Viridiplantae; Streptophyta; Magnoliopsida; Ericales; Ericaceae
Product: ceramide synthase 1 LOH3-like
Exons: 7
Coding region: 188-1114 (308 amino acids)
Biological process (GO): ceramide biosynthetic process
Cellular component (GO): endoplasmic reticulum; membrane
Molecular function (GO): sphingosine N-acyltransferase activity
Source: RefSeq, a predicted model, not a curated record